Messenger RNA from Microbotryum saponariae, 1070 nucleotides. Lineage: Eukaryota; Fungi; Basidiomycota; Microbotryomycetes; Microbotryales; Microbotryaceae. The record is from the annotation of a GenBank genome assembly.
AUGUCCAAACGACCUUUCUCGAGCACGGGGAUAGCCAGCUCCCAAGCUUCCACUUCUUCCUCCCCUGCGCCACCGCCACGUCGUUCCCAACCGGCGUUCACGAACCGAGGCGAUCUCUCCUCCUGGAUCCUCUCCACCACGCCCUCGUCCAAGAACCCGGAACCACCUCUGCCCCAACCGAUCUUCUCCUCCCCUCCCUUGACCGAUCGUCGUUCCACCUUCGUAGCCCACGCCGCGCCCGUCACCUCCCUCCCCCAAGUUCAAGUUUUUCAUGCGCACGUCAAGCACCUCAUUUCCAAAGCCCAUCCAAGAGAAGCCGAUCAUGAGAUGUUGGGUUAUCGAAUGAUCGGAUUGAAGAGUGGUAAGAAUGGCUUGGGAGGGGAGGAGGAUUGGAGGGUUCAGGUUGGGGGGAGGACGACGGGGAGAAGGGGGGUAGGGGGACCAUUACGGCCGUUUUGGAGAAGAGGGGGGAGGUCGAUGUAGUCGUCGUCGUUAGUCGGUGGUACGGGGGUGAGUGGAGCAGAGUGGGGCCUUGAGAGUGGGUGGGUGGCGCUUGGUGCUGAUACGGUCUUGUCGCAGGUAUCAUGCUCGGCCCCGACCGGUUUCGUCAUAUAGCAACGGUCGCAACUCAGGCUCUCACCGCCCUAUCCGCCUCCACAGCUCUCACCGAAACCCUCGUCCACCUCCGACAACUAGACGAUGAAAUAUCCCACCUCACCGCCUCCUCAUCCCCGGUCAAAACGACCCCACCGGAUUACACCUCCUUGGAUCUGAUCAAAGCUCAGCGAUUGGUUUUGGCGAGAGGGAAGAGGUUGGAGCUGUUGAAGCGAAAGAGGAAGGAGGAGGACGUGGAGAUGCAGAAGGAGUUGGAGGCGUUCGUCAGGGAUCAAGGUGGGUUAGACGGGUGGGAGGAGGGAAAGGGGGAGGAGGGUGGAGAGGUGGAGGUCUUGGAAGGUGAUGGGGAUGGGCACGAUUUGCCCCCACUUCCGGAUUUGCCGUUGGAUCUGACCCGGGAAGACGAUGAUCAUCGUGAGGAAGGUGAUCAAGCGUUGACGCAGGAUGACGAGUAA